AUGGCUUCCGAAAUUUCACGGAUUAUGUUCUCAUUACUCAUUGUACUUGUUGCCCUUCUGACAAGUACGAAUUCAGCUCCCGCCUUCUGUAGAGCAUGUAAUAAGAACUGCUUCAUGCCAAUCAACGGAACAGAAGAAAUCAACAGCACUGCGAUCGAUGUCGAUCUACUGCACGAAAUUGAAACAAAUGGCGUUGAAUCAUCUGAAGGUGGAACGAGAAGAACGAAAAGGGAAGUGGAAUUCCGUGCUUGCUCUCGAUUCCAGAUUGAGAUGCUUCUGAUUCCAUUAGCUAUUGCAAUGAUUCCACUUGUUCUCUGUGCUCUUUUCGUGUGCACUUGUUGUUGUGGACCAAAAGAAUCCCGCGGAAAGUUGCCUGCUGAAUUCCUCGCUGCACUUCCAAUGUCAAAGAAGAGAACUGAUAAAUUGGCAUCAGAAGAGAUUGAAUUGGAAUGGGGAGAUGGUUAUGUGGCAAGAAAAGACUCAACAAAAACGAAAUUUUCAACAACAGUUUCAUAUAUUGAGGCCAGAAGAGAGAGUAUUUGGUCAGCAACAAGUGUGGCUAGUGAUACGGCAGCAGAAAAUUUAAAACACGAAUCUGCAAAGUGCGAGACUCAAGCUCAGUUAGCUGCAUCGUCAUCAGCUCCAAAAUUGACAAAAUCAGUAUCAUGUGAUUCUAUCAAAAGGACAAGAUUCUCUGAUACCGUAUCCGUCAUCUCAUUGGAAUCUGGCAGCCGACGAUGA
Molecule: messenger RNA, 741 nt
Organism: Caenorhabditis remanei
Lineage: Eukaryota; Metazoa; Nematoda; Chromadorea; Rhabditida; Rhabditidae
Exons: 3
Coding region: 1-741 (246 amino acids)
Source: RefSeq, a predicted model, not a curated record